ACCCCAUCACUGUGGACUCGGGUCUAAAGGCAGACCGGAACGGUCACCAGUCAACUGCGGAAUGAAUGUAGACGACCUGUGACACUCUUAACCCCUCAUUAACAGCGUCGUCGUGUGGAAACAUACGCCACGCUGCAUGCACCGACGUCAAGAUGGCAAGCAUUUUGACUGUCACUGCUUGAUGGCUUACGCUCUUCGCUCGGUGUUCCUCCUUUGCGGGAUCAGUGGACUGUUGUCUGCAGCCUGGUCUAAACCUACCGGUGUCGUGCAAGUACAAAACAGCUGUCCCAAAGGCUGGACUCAGUUGGACUGCCACUGUUACAUCUACGAAAAUGAGCCAAGAAUCUUUGCAGAUGCAGAGAGCGUCUGCAACAUUCUUGGUGGGAAUCUGGUUUCCAUCCACAGCGCCCUGGAAAACGCUCUCAUUCUGGAACUGAUUCGGCAGGGCGGGAACGACGACAACGCCUGGAUUGGAUACCACGACGCAAUUGCGGAAGAUGACUUCAUAUGGACUGACGGCUCCGAUCAGGAUUUCGCUAACUUUGAUGUAGCUGGAGUCGAACCCGAUGGCACUGGCGACUGUGUAGUCAUGGAUGAAAGCGCUGGUCUUUGGGAGGAUGCGGUCUGCUCAGAUGAGGCCCCGUAUGUUUGCAUCCAAGAUGUCAAACACUAAUUAUUUUUUUAUUUUAUCUCUUUCAUCAAUGAUGGUGACACAGUAAGAAAAUAAAGUGGGGUCUUGACAUUGCC
This is a messenger RNA of Syngnathoides biaculeatus (alligator pipefish), 747 nucleotides long. RefSeq names its product lithostathine-1-alpha-like. The record is from RefSeq and is a predicted model, not a curated record. Lineage: Eukaryota; Metazoa; Chordata; Actinopteri; Syngnathiformes; Syngnathidae. Gene Ontology annotation, molecular function: signaling receptor activity. The coding region runs from base 137 to 673 and encodes 178 amino acids. The transcript has 7 exons.